Molecule: messenger RNA, 840 nt
Organism: Lachancea meyersii CBS 8951
Lineage: Eukaryota; Fungi; Ascomycota; Saccharomycetes; Saccharomycetales; Saccharomycetaceae
Source: the annotation of a GenBank genome assembly
AUGAAUACUCAAGUUCCGUUUGCUCUUAAAACCAGUUUGAAGAUGUGCAUACAGAGACUGCGGUAUGCUCAGGAGAAGCAGCAGUCACUUGCCAAAAAAUCGCGUAGAGAGGUUGCUCAACUUUUGGGUGAAGGAAAAGAGCUAAAAGCACACUACAGGAUUGAAACUUUGAUCAACGAUGAUGUGCAUGAAGAACUGCUGGAUAUCCUUGAACUUUAUUGUGAACUACUGCAUGCCAGGAUUGCUCUCCUCAACAACGUGGUGGAUGAAGCCGAUCUGAUAGAUCGCCAUGUGGACGAUGGAUUGAACGAAGCUGUUCGAGCCGUGGUUUAUGCGGUUUUGCAUGCUCCUGAAAUCAAGGAAUUACAACAAGUCAGAGAUCUGCUGACGUUCAAGUUUGGCCCAGACUUUUAUCGUGCAAUUGUGGAUGCAAAGGUGGGUGUUCCAGAAAAAGUACUCAAGAAAUGUAGUCCCAACUUGCCUGGCGAGGAGCUGGUAACCCUAUAUCUCAGAGAAAUCGCAUCUGCAUAUGACGUUCCUUAUAGCAAAGCUCUAGAUCCAUCGCAAGAAGAAACUGGAGAACUAGAAAGCACUUUGUCACCUGGAGAUUCUAGCUCUGAUGACGGCAGACCCAUAGUGGCUGUCGAUAACGGCUCACUAGAAGAUAAAAAACACCCCAUUACGGUGAAAAAACCCAGGAAAAACAGUGACAACAUAGGAGUUGACCUCAAAGUUCCUCAGGACAUUAAGAAACAAAUCAGAGUUAAGACGACCAAAGAAAAUGUACACGAGACAGAUCUUGGUGAACUCCAGGAGCGCUUUGCUGCACUUCGCAGGUAA